Molecule: messenger RNA, 1353 nt
Organism: Prorocentrum cordatum
Lineage: Eukaryota; Dinophyceae; Prorocentrales; Prorocentraceae
Source: the annotation of a GenBank genome assembly
AUGCAGAUCGAUGCCUCUCCCCAGGAGAACGCGGUUCCCGCGGCGCUCCCGAUCGCGGAGACGGGGCGCCUGAGCCUGGCGAAGGCGCCCCGGAGGGCGCCGGCGGCUGACCCCGCGAAGGAGCGGCUGCAGCUGCGGCGGCGGGCGCGGUCGGCGGGGGCCGGCGGCGGCAGGUACUUUCAGGAGAGCACCGCGCCCUCUGCCCUUGGCGCCCUCGCGGGCCGCACGCUGACGCAGCUGGCCGCCGCGGGAGCGGGCCCCGACGACGAGGCCAGCGCGCGCCGCCGCGAGAGCGGGUUCGUGCGCUGCCUGGAGCUGCUGCUGGAGAAGGGGCUGCUCGAGCUGGAGGUCGGGGACAAUUGGGGUCUGACCCCGCUGCUGGCGGCGAGCGCCACUGGCUCGACCUCCACCAUGGCUUGGCUCCUCGAGCAGCAGGCGGACCUCUACGCCACGGACGGCACCAGGCGCAACGCGCUCGUCGCGAUAGCCAAGAAGCAGCGGAAGGCGGUGCGCUUCCUGUGCAACUACGACGCCGACGUGUCCAGGCUCAAGCAGAUGCAGGACUGGAAGGGCCGAAGACCCGAGGAGCUCUGGAGGACGGGCUGGUGCACCGCGGCCGCCGGCCAAGAGGGCCUGCGGCAGGACUUCUCCACGGUCUGGGAGGCCGCGCGCGAGGGCGACCUGGACCUCGGAGGAGGAACUCCAGCGCGCGCUCCGCACCGAUCCCGACGCGGGGCGGCCGAGCCCGGCCGGCUGGACGGCGGCGAUGUACGCCGCCGCGUGCGGGAACACGGCCACAUCCUCCGCCUGCUGCUGUCGCUGCGGUGCCCCCUGGAAGCCCCCGACGAGCUCCCGAGGCGCGAUGUGCGCCCGGCGCGCGGCCGCAGCGCGCUGCACCUUGCCGCAGAGGCUGGCCACGCGGACGCGUGCGAGCUCCUCGUGCGGGCGGGCGCGCCAGUCGCUGCGAAGAGCGCCGACGGGCACACGCCGGUGUGGGCCGCCUGCAGCGGCGGCCAGCUGUGGGCCCUGCAGUCUCUCGUCGCGCUGCGCGCGGACCCCCUCUGCGCCGCCGGCGGCAACGCGCUGCGGGCGCUCGGCUCCGGCGACACGGAGCGCCACGCGGACUGCAUACGGUGGCUCACCGACCUCUACUGCGCCGACGUGCAGGGGGCGUCCAAGGCCGAGCUGCACCAGGCCACGGACGAUGCCACGAGCUUCCUCGAGCUCCUGGAGCACGGGGACCUCGCGCGGCCCGGCUUCGUCGCGAGGGUCCACAGCCCGACGCACAAGGCCCUGCAGCGCGCGGUGAAGGCGGCGCGGAGACGCUGCGACGCCCUGCUGAAGCCGCUGUGA